Morchella importuna is the source of this 1659-nucleotide messenger RNA. RefSeq lists its product as uncharacterized. The transcript has a single exon. Lineage: Eukaryota; Fungi; Ascomycota; Pezizomycetes; Pezizales; Morchellaceae. Bases 1 to 1659 code for a protein of 552 amino acids. The record is from RefSeq and is a predicted model, not a curated record.
AUGGGUCUUAUUCUAAGUUGUUUGAUUACCCUCACCCUUUGCGUCUGGACAGCUAUCCAUCUAAACAUCAACGUCGACCCUUCCCCCGGCAAGAAACUACGUCGGAAAGCACUUUGGCUGUUUAUCGGGCUUUUUGCCCCUGAACUAGUCCUUUGGGCAGCUUUUGAACAAUGGCGAAAUGCGCGCGCGAUUUUACGGUUUCUGAAGAAUGAAAGCAUGGCCGCUACAGAUGAGGAGAAUGGCCAGUGCCUCGAGUUCAAGAAAGAUUCUGUUGAGGAAGACUUUGGCCUCGAAAGUGCAUUUUUCGCGGUGAUGGGAGGAUAUACGUUGGGUCCUUGGAAAACCUCUCGCGGCGGUCUUCUCACUCUAACGCCUAAAGGAUUGAUAUAUCUUCUCUCCGAAGGAAUGAUAAUCCCAUCUGACCUGGCGAAACUCAAAGGGGACAUCUUGGACAAAGGAAAAGCUGAUUUCCUGUCGAAAUUCGUGGUUUGCGCUCAGGCUCUGUGGAUGGUGGUCCAGUGUAUCUUCCGGAAGUGUGUUGGGCUGCCCACCACUUUCAUCGAGCUGAACGUUGUAAUACACGUUAUCUGCACAGUUGCCAUGUACGGAUUCUGGUGGGAGAAACCUCUUGACGUUGGUCAGCCAUUAACCCUUCGUGCGGUUGACCGAGGGUUUUGUGCUCUCGCGUAUGCCAGUUCCCAUCAAUACCUAAAGAUACGCCUCUCCGAAAGGUCCCCCGGCCCGGAGCUUGUUCCCAUGGCCGCUCACGAGCAGUCAGAUGGUCUCCCCUCGUCAUCACGCGUGGUUGGUCCCCCCUGCUCAAAGAUCCCGAAUAAUAAUACGGAUUUGUCAGUCACUGGUUCGCCCUACUCGUUGGAGAAAGACAUCGACACAGUCCUCAACAAAAUAAUCAGGAGGGAGAGGAAGGCUGACGGGCAAGUGAUGAUCUUUCGGGGCCAAUACCUCGUACAUAGCGAGAAGGGAUUUCGCUUGACAAUUGAAGGAAGAGAGAUGUUCCAUGUGAAUAAUACAGAGUUGGAGAUCUUUGCUGCGGCUGCUGAUGCACUACGUACACCAAAUUUUCAACACCUCGGCGUCCGCGAUUUUUCCUCUCAUAGUUAUCCUCUUGGCAUCAAGAUUGGUGAGGGUACGCUGUUCGUUGAGGAAAGUAACAAUCUAGAAGUCAGAGGCAGCGUAGCUCAGGCCAAGUCCGGCCUGGCCCACCCGAUCAUGAUAUUGGGCUAUCUUAGUUCGUCCCACGGCGCCUCCCACGCCAGUGUCUGGAACGGUUCCUUCCCCUCGCAAGCCGAGUUGUGGCUUUGGCGUCUUUCAUGCAUAUUUGUUGGAGUUGUUGCCCCGAUCUGCGCAAUCCAGCAAAGUCUUUUGGAAUAUUACAAGACUCACAACUCACGACUGAACGUUGGUGGGAAAUGGCUUGUUCGGUUUAACAAAUGGACGGACGAUAUAGACCAGCAUUGGCUGGGAAGUUUGUUUUUGCUCUUCUUCUACAGCUUCAACCUUUUAUUUAUAGCAGGAUUGAGCAUUGGGUAUGUCAUGGCAAGGUUAUACUUCGUUAUCGAAUCCUUCGUCAGUGUGCGAUGCCUUCCUUUGGGGGCAUACGAGACACAUAGGUGGGAGAAACUUUGGCCCCAUCUUUGA